Messenger RNA from Pimephales promelas (fathead minnow), 924 nucleotides. It is a transcript of the gene micos10, whose product is annotated as mitochondrial contact site and cristae organizing system subunit 10. Gene Ontology annotation, cellular component: MICOS complex; mitochondrion; mitochondrial inner membrane. The record is from RefSeq and is a predicted model, not a curated record. Lineage: Eukaryota; Metazoa; Chordata; Actinopteri; Cypriniformes; Leuciscidae.
UAUACUUGCACUCGCACUGUCGGCGAAGGAAAGUAUGACAGCGUUCUAGUGCAGUCUUCAAGCUAAAGUCAUCCCGUCUGCAGUCAUCAUGUCUGAGAAAGAGAUCGGCCAAAAGUGGGAUCGCUGCCUCGCAGACUGUGCUAUUAAAGUCGGUACCGGGCUGGGUCUAGGAAUUGUGUUCUCUGUUGUAUUUUUCAAGCGCCGGACGUCGCCCAUUGCCUUGGGUACAGGACUGGGUCUUGGCAUGGCGUAUUCCAACUGCCAGAAUGACUUCAGGUCACAUUAUGUACUGCACAGUAAAGUCUCUAAGGAGCAGUAGAGUUGACGCAUCGGUUUUGGAUUCUGUCAUCUGCCUUACUCUGGUUGUCUUUCUCUCUACAUAAUAUAUAUAUGUUCUUGUACAGGACAGUCUGUGGUUAUUUAAUAAAAUGAUAAAGGAGAUUUGAAGUUUGCAAAGGAUGACAUAAAUGUGAUUUUCUUUUUAAUUUAUAUAUAUAUAUUUUUAAAAAUGACCCUACAUUAUAAUUUCAGCAACCCACACUGUCAUCUGACUUUUGACCCAGGCCAAGAUGAUUUUUGGCAAACACGCAGAACUAGUGCACUUAUGCUUAAAGCAAAAAACAUGCUUUGUGUUCAGAACGGUGUUGGCAUGGUGAUAGUUCUCCAGUUGUGAAGUACAAGCAUUGGUUUGUUUUUCGUUUCAUUUUAUCCAAAGGUAGAAGUGCAUAUCGAAAUAAAUUCCCAUGCAUUGUUCAGAAUUAAGUCUUUUAGAGAAUGGUUGCAAGGCAUGUUUAUGCUCAAAAAAUUACAAAUAUUAAAUGUGUCGUCGCUUGCAUUUAUCAACGGUAUUUACAACUGUACAACAGUUUAGGAAGACCGUCUUUUCAGCUUCUCUUUUGGAAUAAACUUUAAUUUCGAAAACCC